Paramecium tetraurelia is the source of this 685-nucleotide messenger RNA. RefSeq lists its product as uncharacterized. Lineage: Eukaryota; Ciliophora; Oligohymenophorea; Peniculida; Parameciidae. Gene Ontology annotation, molecular function: GTP binding; GTPase activity. Gene Ontology annotation, biological process: protein secretion; regulation of exocytosis. The transcript has 2 exons. The record is from RefSeq and is a predicted model, not a curated record.
AUGGCCUCUUCUAUGGCAAAUAAGAAGGAAAAUUUUGAUUGGCUUAUUAAAGUUCUAUUGAUAGGAGAUUCUGGUGUCGGAAAAACAAAUGUGCUGUUAAGAUUUUGUGAAAACAAUUUCCAACCAACCUACUUAUCAACAAUUGGAAUAGAUUUCAAAAUAAAAUCGAUUGAUGUUGAAGGUAAGAAAAUAAAGAUGCAAAUAUGGGAUACUGCAGGAUAAGAGAGAUUUAAGACGAUUACCUAAACCUAUUACAAAGGAGCUAUGGGGAUCAUCCUCGUAUAUUCUAUAGACGACAGAGAAUCAUUUAAAAAUAUUUAGAAUUGGAUGAGUCAAAUUAAGUAACAUGCAAGUGAAAAUGUAUGUAAAUUACUGAUAGGAAAUAAAAUUGAUGUGCCAAAUAGAUAAGUCACUAAAGAAGAGGGAGAAGAAUUAGCCAAAUCAUAUGGAGUUUCUUUUUUUGAAACUUCAGCAAAGGAGGGGACAUAAGUGUCGGAUGCCUUUUAUGCAAUUGCCAAGGCAGUCAAAGCAAAUCUAUCAAAUGAAAAAACGCCCAAUCCAAGUGCUCCUUAGAAUGCAUCUAUAAACUUAACACAAAAUAACCACGCUGCUGAUGAAAAAAAGAAUGGGGGAUGUUGCUGAUUUGAAUAACAAUUAAACAACAAUAUAUAAUUUCAUCUUUUAA